GUGUGGGUCCUCCCUUUCAUUCCACAGCUUUUUUACUCAUUUCUUCACACCCUUCGCCGGACCACCAUGACUUCCGGCGGCAACACCUCUCGCUACUAUCCAUCCUCCUCCUCCGCCGCCUCAAUCAAAGGCUGCUGCUGCUGUCUCCUCCUCCUCUUCUCCUUCCUCGCCCUCCUCUCCCUCACCAUCAUCCUCGUCAUCGUCCUCGCAAUCAAACCCAAAAAACCCCAAUUCGAUCUCCAACAAGUCACCGUUCAGUACAUUAACCUCGCCGCCACCAAUUCUUUCACCGCCGCCGUCGAUUCCCCCAGCUCCGCCUCCCUAUCCCUCGUCAUCCGCAUGCUUUUCACCGCCAAAAACGACAACAUAGCUGGGAUCAAGUACCGCGACUCCACGUUUAAUAUCAUGUACCGCGGAAUCCCGUUGGGUCGGGGCACCGUACCGGGGUUUUACCAGGCGGCGCACAGUGCGAAGAACGUAGAGACGACGGUGUCGGUGGAUCGGGUGAAUCUGUUGCAGGCGGAUGCUGCUGAUUUGGUGAGAGAUGCUUCGCUUAAUGAUCGGGUCGAGCUUCGGAUCAUGGGUGAUGUGAAUGCUAAGAUCCGGGUCAUUGGGAUAACUUCACCCAGUGUGCAGGUAUCCAUAGAUUGUGCGAUAGUGCUAAGCCCAAGCAAGCAAUCUCUCGUUUCCAAGAAAUGCGGAUUCGAUGGUUUGCAAGUAUGAUAUUAAUUUUGAUCGUCAAGUAAUCUUCUACGAAAUGAAAAAAAAA
Messenger RNA from Cynara cardunculus var. scolymus (artichoke), 769 nucleotides. RefSeq lists its product as uncharacterized. Gene Ontology annotation, cellular component: plasma membrane. The transcript has 2 exons. The record is from RefSeq and is a predicted model, not a curated record. NCBI's taxonomy places the organism in Eukaryota, Viridiplantae, Streptophyta, Magnoliopsida, Asterales, Asteraceae. The coding region runs from base 67 to 723 and encodes 218 amino acids.